GUUGAAGUUAGCGGCAACGUGAAAUUAUUUGGAGUUGACGAUCGUAUAUAAAACACGGUUGUACCCGUUUUAACGUGUGACGGAAUACGACAUCGAGCAGGCAUAUUAAUCGACAGUUUGAUGAGCACAGAGCAGAUGAAAACUGGACAGUUCUCACUAACCAAAUACAUAGCGUAAUAAGACACGGCACACUGAAUAUCUGGUAUUACUAACGAAUCUUCCAGUGAAAAGAGCGAGGAAACUAGUUGACAUGUCCACCACCAACAGCUGAUUCUGGUUUUAAGAACGAUAAAACACGUCCACCGCCAACAGCUGAACCUGGUUUUAAGAACGAUAAAACACGUCCACUCCAAACAGCUGAACCUGGUUUUAAGAGCGAUAGAACACGUCCACCGCCAAAAGCUGAACCUGGUUUUAAGAACGAUAGAACACGUCCACCGCCAACAGUUGAUUCUGGUUUUAAGAAUGAUAAAACACGUCCACCGCCAACAGCUGAACCUGGUUUUAUGAAAAAUAGAACACGUCCACCGCCAACAGCUGAACCUGGUUUUAAGGGCGAUAAAAGACGUCCACCGCCAACAGCUGAACCUGGUUUUAAUAACGAUAAAACACGUCCACUGACAACAGCUGAACCUGGUUUUAAGAGCGAUAAAACACGUCCAUCACCAACAGCUGAACCUGGUUUUAAGAGCGAUAAAACACGUCCACCGCCAACAGCUGAACCUAGUUUUAAGAGCGAUAAAACACGUCCAUCCCAAACAGCUAAACCUGGUUUUAUGAACGAUAGAACACGUCAACCGCCAACAGAUGAACCUGGUUUUAAGAACGAUAGAACACAUCCACUGCCAACAGCUGAACCUGGUUUUAUGAACGAUAGAACACAUCCACCGCCAUCAGCUGAACCUGGUUUUAUGAAUGAUAGAACACGUCCACCGCCAACAGCUGAACCUGGUUUUAAGAACGAUAGAACACGUCCACCGCCAACAGCUGAACCUGGUUUUAAGAAUGAUAAAAGACGUCCACCGCCAACAGCAGAACCUGGUUUUCAGGGCGAUAGAACACGUCCACCGCCAACAGCUGAACCUGGUUUUAUGAAUGAUAGAACACGUCCAUCGCCAACAGCUGAACCUGGGUUUAAGUAUAAUAAAACACGUCCACCAGCAACAGCUGAACCUGGGUUUAAGUACGAUAAAACACGUCCACCGCCAACAGCUGAACCUGGGUUUAAGAACGAUAAAACACGUCCACGGCCAACAGCUGAACCUGGGUUUAAGAACGAUAAAACACGUCCACGGCCAACAGCUGAACCUGGGUUUAAGAGCGAUAAAACACGUCCAGCACCAACAGCUGAACCUGGGUUUAAGAACGAUAAAACACGUCCACGGCCAACAGCUGAACCUGGGUUUAAGAGCGAUAAAACACGUCCACCGCCAACAGCUGAACCUGGCUUUAAGACCGAUAAAACACGUCCACCGCCAACAGCUGAACCUGGGUUUAAGACCGAUAAAACACGUCCACCGCCAACAGGUGAACCUGGUUUUAAGAGCGAUGAAACACGUCCACCGCCAACAGCUGAACCUGGUUUUAAGAGCGAUAAAACACGUCCACCGCUAGCAGCUGAACCUGGUUUUAAUAACGAUCAAACACGUCCACCGCCAACAGAUGAACCUGGUUUUAAGAGCGAUAAAACAUGUCCACCGCCAACAGCUGAACCUGGUUUUAAUAACGAUAAAACACGUUCACCGCCAACAGCUGAACCUGGUUUUAAUAACGAUAAAACACGUCCACCGCCAACAGCUGAACCUGGUUUUAAUAACGAUAAAACACGUCCACCGCCAACAGCUGAACCUGGUUUUAAUAACGAUAAAACACGUUCACCGCCAACAGCUGAAGAGAAGACAUCCGCACCAGGAUCUGGAGCUAGGAGAAAAACAUACUCACGUACACGAGCUGUAUCUACGCCUGUGCAUGUAAACACACCAUCGACUGACAGUAUCCACGCACUGGAUUCACGGAAACCACGAACAGAGCCUAGUAUAAGUGUAGCGAAAUUACUGUCGUCUGAUGUAGACGAGAGACGAUGUAAAACACAUAUUGGAGCGAUUCGUACACCUGCCCCACACAGGCCGCUGUCCAGGGCGUCCCCACCCAAAGUUGAACCUUUUAAUGUGGAUGAGACAAAAACCCUCGAUGAGUUCGUUGAAGAGAUGUGUGAGUUGAGUAUUGUUACAUGUGUUCUCAAUACGGAUGCAGAACUGAACAAAUUCUUUAGGGAAGAAGUUCAACUCCGACGAGAUGACAUAUAUACAGCCACCGAUUCCAUUAAGAAAUUUAAGGAUAGUAUCCUUGUCGAGAUGAACAGAAAUACGAAUACCAGUUUCCAAUGGGAAUUCUUCAACAGCGGGUCAUAUUUCGAUGGGACAAAGGUCGCUGCUGCCGACGAGGCUGACUGCAUGCUGCUUCCCAAAAUGACCAAAGUGACCAAAGUAGAGGCCGUGUAUGUUGGCGCACCUGCCCCUUUUUGUUUCAUCAAGGUAUCCAGCUCGUCUCCGCUCAGACAACUCGAUAUCUUCGACGGAGAAUACAUUAGUUCUGCCAAGUAUCGCAAAUUUGUUUAUGAUCAUUUGGAUGUCAUAAUGGAAGGACCAGAGUGCAGAAAAUGGAAAACCUCUGCUCUAAAUGAUUUCGAGACGCGCUUUGAACUGCUGGCCAGGGCAACACAUCCACAUGGUGCAUCCAGUGGCCUGCAAACGAUUGUUCAGUUUCUGUAUAGUGAAUCUGGUUACACCAAAACGUCUGGCCACGUCACUGAAUCUGCGCCCAGCAUCAGGCAUCCCAACUGCUCUCUGACAUUCAUUUUCUGA
Gigantopelta aegis is the source of this 2864-nucleotide messenger RNA. RefSeq names its product adhesive plaque matrix protein-like. Lineage: Eukaryota; Metazoa; Mollusca; Gastropoda; Neomphalida; Peltospiridae. The record is from RefSeq and is a predicted model, not a curated record. The transcript has 4 exons. Bases 507 to 2864 code for a protein of 785 amino acids.